Dreissena polymorpha is the source of this 1593-nucleotide messenger RNA. RefSeq lists its product as uncharacterized. The transcript has 3 exons. Lineage: Eukaryota; Metazoa; Mollusca; Bivalvia; Myida; Dreissenidae. Bases 108 to 518 code for a protein of 136 amino acids. Gene Ontology annotation, biological process: sleep; positive regulation of voltage-gated potassium channel activity; regulation of synaptic transmission, cholinergic. The record is from RefSeq and is a predicted model, not a curated record.
CCAUGCGUUGGUGGGUAUAUAAACUUCGGCGGUCUCAUUCAAUCGAACACUUUCCCGGCAUAAAUCAUUUGAAUAUUUUUGAAGUCUGAACUUUACAGAUCGGAGCAAUGUCCUUGAAGAUGUUCGUCGUUGUUGUUGCUGCUGUCGUUUACCUUGCAGGAGUUAGCGACGCCCUUAAGUGUCACGUGUGCACCGGAAGAGGAGGCGAUGCCUGCAGCGACGGCUCCUUUGUUGCCACUGCCUCCAUCCAAGACGGAUGCGGCGGCUCGUGUCUCACAACGUUGACCUCAUCUGGCGUCUCAAGGGCCUGUGCUCUGUUCAGUAUGGCAAGCGGAUGUACUACCACAACUUUGAUUGACGGCGAAAUAAAAACCUGCUACUGCGACACAGACCUCUGUAACGCCGGAACAGCCGGAACAGCUGCAAGUAGCCAAAAUGGCGCAGAACGUGCUGGCGUUUCCAUGAUAUCGGCUAGUAUACUCGCCGGGUUAACACUCGUUGCUAGGUCGUUUAUGUAAACUUUCUAGUAACAACAACUUUUACGAUCGAUGUACCAUUCGUUUCGCAGUUAAAUAUAUGGUUUUCGUUAAAUGCAUAUACAUAGCCUCUUUGUUAUUCUUUUUGUAUUUUAGAAACAGUCUUGGGUUUAAAGUUACUUACGAAAUAAUAUGUUAUCUCAAAUCUUUUGCGUUUUAUACAGAGCAUUCUGCUUAUUACUUUUAAUUUAUUCGGUAUGUGAAAACCUAUUGUUUGUUUUCUAUACGUGAAAAAAAUCCAUAAAAACAGCGCCGUACUGCAAUUACCUUGUGUGACAAUGCAGUAUGAAUUGUAAUUAACAUUUAAUAACUACGAGCUCUACAGAACAUUAUUUUGAACUGUUAGACAGAACCAUUGAAAACAGACUUAAGGCUUCUCAUUCUUGACACGAUACUUAGUUCAACGACAUUUCCUUUAUCAUUAUAUUGUACAUGUUUUCAAUUUAUCAGUUUUAAUCAGUUAUUUGUAAACUUAUGCAUGUAUGCUAUAUGUUGAUAUGUUAAGUAUUAGCUGUAUGUAAACUUGUUCCCCGGUUUGUUUUGUUGAGCUUAAGCCUCCGAAAAAUGACGGAACAAAUAUGAGAGUUUGUUUAUGUUAUUUAGGGUUAGAUUAUAGCUUAAAAAGUGUAAGAGCAUGGCUUUAAAUUAGCGAAAUCGGCCACCAUCGACGCUGAAAUCGCUGAUAAAAGUACUACACAAGAAAAAUGUAUAAACAUGUACUACUAUUACAUACAGGAUUCGUUGGAGGUCGUAAUGCUCAUAUGGGCAAAUAACCACAUGUAGGUUACUUACUUUGGGCGCCAAUGUGACCCAGAGAAAAAAAUCCCCGACUACCGCGUCGCCAUACCAACAAGCUCAUAUAGUAUAAGUACUUCUUAUACCUGACCCUACUACAAACAAUUCCGUAUGUUCUUAAAGUUGGAGAUGGAUUCACUUACUCAAUUCUAUAUUUAUACAUUAUGAAUCUAUUUUCAUAUAAAAUAAGUUUAUUUCACGUUUAUAUCUGUAUCUAUCAACUGCUUAGGAUUAAUAUAGCAUUUGGCACCCUUUGCACUAA